AUGGAUGCUUGCCUAUCCCGGCGCGAGAAGAGCAGAGAUGACGAUGGCCAGGACGUCGAGGACACCGGGCUGACAGCCUGUGAGUGGACGUGCCUUCUGCUUCUUGACGCGCUACUCCUGAUCGGCGGCGCCAUCGCAGCAUCGCUGUGGGGCCCCGUCUUGCUUUUUGGGUGCAAGGGCCUGCUGUGUGCGACAAAGGGUUAUGGGGAGGGCACUUACGAUGCAGCUAUAAGCCAGUCCAAGGCAAAUCCGGUAUGCAUGGCGUGCGUGGACACUACCAUGAUCGCCAUGCCGUCGAAGAAAACAACAGCUUGCAGGCAUGCCUAG
This is a messenger RNA of Coccomyxa subellipsoidea C-169, 327 nucleotides long. RefSeq lists its product as hypothetical. Lineage: Eukaryota; Viridiplantae; Chlorophyta; Trebouxiophyceae; Coccomyxaceae. The coding region runs from base 1 to 327 and encodes 108 amino acids. The record is from RefSeq and is a predicted model, not a curated record. The transcript is spliced from 2 exons.